GGCGCACGCCACCAACACGCAGCUGGGCACGGAGAGCGCCAGUGGCGCCACCACACUGCGAGUGGUCGCGGGCGGCGAGGAGGAGGUGGCGCCCCAGAUCGUGGUACCGCCUGCUGACCUCGAGGCCAUGCAGGGGGAUAUCGCCAAGUUGAACUGCGUGGCCAAUGCCAGACCGCUGUACAGCCUCGAGACCACGUGGUUCAAGGACGAAGCGCCGAUUGGCCAGGCGGGCGUGGCGUACUCGUUCGAUGACCUAUGGAAUCGCACGCUCUCGCUGCUGGCGGUGGGGGCGGAGCACGCGGGCGUGUACUCGUGCCACGCGCGCCUCCGGUCGGCGACCUUCCCAGAGGUCACCGCCCAGGCCAGGGUCAUAGUGCUGGAACGGCCGCACAUCGACACGCCGCUGCCGGCGGCGACGCUGGGCGACCUCGGCCGGACGGUGACCCUGCGCUGCGUGACCCGAGGUCGACCCCAGCCUCAGGCCACGUGGUACCGCGACACCGUGGACGUGGCGUCCAUCGGCUCCGAGGGCAGGUACACGACGACAACGAACGGCAGCCUGGUGAUCCGCAACCUCAAGGUGUCCGACACGGGCAUGUACCAGUGCAUCGCGACCAACCAGGCGGGCGAGGCCACCAGCUACACCUGGCUGAGAGUCAAGUCUGUCGUGCUGGGUCGGCUGCGGUCUCGUAUGGUGGCGUCCAAGCGGCGCGCUCAGCUGAGCAGAAGACAGGCGACGGCGCCCUCCAGCCCGGUGAUGCUGCAGCCGCCGGAGAACGUGACGGUGCUGGAUGGCCAGGACGCCACCCUGACGUGUCGGGCCGAGGGCGCGCCCCCGCCCGACACACAGUGGCUCUUCAACGGCAAGCUGCUGGAGGACACGGGCGGCGGCCGGGUUCAAGUGCUGGAGACUGGCGACCUCCUCAUCACCGGCGUGCGGCCCGAGAACAGCGGCCUCUACACGUGCCAACGCCAGAAUGACGUGGGCCAGGUGUCCGCCUCGGCCGUCCUCAGCAUCAUGGUGCGCACACAGAUCAUCCAGCCGCCGGUCGACUCAAAAGUCAUCCUGGGUCACGUGGCCAGCCUGCAGUGCGGCACGUCGUCGUCGCCGGGCGUGACGGCACAGGUCACGUGGUCACACGACGGUCGCAAGCUGACAGCGUCGUCGCGAAUUCGCAUGCUGCCUGACGGCACACUGCAGAUCCGCGAGGUUCGCGCCGCAGACGUCGGCCGCUACACGUGCGAGGUGGUCUCUUCGGGCGGUAACGCGUCGCGCGCGGCCGAGCUGGUGGUGGUGGAGCUGCCAUACCCGCCCACCAACGUGCGCGCCCAGAAGGUGGCCUCGCUGCAGAAGGCCGUGCGGGUCACAUGGACGGCCGGCUUCGACGGCAACUCGCCACUGCUCAAGUUCAUCGUGCAGAGCCGACGGGUGCCCAUCAGUAGCAUGGUAACGGGCACGGCGCCCGAGCUGGGCAACACCUGGACGACCGAGAUGGCCAACGUGUCAGCUGACGCCCGUGACGUCACACUAACUGGCCUGACGGCGUCGGCCGCCUACCAGUUCCGUCUGUCGGCCGUCAAUGGCGUCGGUGAAGGCAGCACCAGUCGACCCAGCAAUAUCGUGCUGCUGCCGCAGGAGGCGCCGUCGGGGCCGCCGCAGGGCUUGGUCGGGUCGGCGCGCAGCAGCGCUGAGAUCAUGACCCAGUGGCAGGCGCCGAGGGACGAGCAUAGGAACGGCCAGGUGCUGGGCUACAUCCUGCGAUAUCGGCUGCACGGAUACACCAACGCUCCCUGGAGCAACCGCAACAUCACCAACGAGGCUCAGCGGAAUUACCUAAUCCAGGACCUAAUCACGUGGAAGGAUUACGACAUCCAGGUGGCGGCCUAUAACAGCAAGGGCACCGGCGUCUUCAGCAGCUCCAUCACCGUAAAGACGCGCGAGGGAGUGCCGGAGGCGGCGCCUACUGAGCUGAGCGCUGAACCGGUCACCUCGACCUCUGUCAAGGUCAGCUGGGUGCCGCCCGACCCGCAGAAGAUCAACGGCAUCAAUCAGGGCUACAAGCUGCAAGCCUGGAAAGGUGACCCCGCCUUCUUGGACGAGCCGAGUGUGACGCUGACGGUGGCGCCCUCUCCGCUGGACCCGCUGGCGCGCCAGACGGCGCUGCUCGAGGGCCUCGCCCGCUACACAGCCUACAACAUCACUGUGUUAUGCUUCACUUCGCCGGGAGAUGGCGCUAGGAGUGGCCCUGUCGCCGUGCAAACGCUGGAGGACGUGCCGGGGCCGGUGGCCAACAUGCGGUUCGAGGAUGUGACGGACCGCUCGGUGACGGUGCUGUGGGCGCCGCCGGAGCACCACAACGGCCACCUGACCGGCUACACACUGCGCCGCAUGGUGCAGGGCAUGCCGCACACACUGCUCGAGCAGAACGUCACCGCCAACGUCACGCGGCUCGAGGUCAACAACCUCCGGGAGCCAGUCGCCCCUCCGAGCCGACCCAGGAGUUCCAGACUAUCCAGGCGCCUCCAGCGCACGCGCCUCAUAACGUCACAGUGCGGGCCCUGUCCGCCACCAGUCUGCGCGUUGGAUGGAUUCCGCUGCAGCAGCUGGAGUGGUACGGCGUGCCACGGGGCUACAACGUCUCGUUCCGGCGGCUGAGCGAGGACGCCAGUCGCACGCGACUCGACACCAUCUCGAUCGAGGACCGCAACGCCAACUCGUUCGCGCUCGACCAGCUGGAGGAGUACGUGCGCUAUGAGGUCAUCGUGCAGAGCUACAACGACGUGGGCAGCAGCGAGCCGAGCGCGCCGGUCGUAGAGCGCACUCGCGAGUCAGUGCCGGGGGCAGGGCCAGAAGACGUCCAGGCGAACGUUACCUCCUCCACCACCGUUGUCGUGAGCUGGGGGGACAUCCUGCCGCUGCAGCGCAACGGCAUCAUCGAGGGCUACAAGGUGUAUUAUGGCUUCAAGGACACUGAGUUCAAGUAUAAGAUGAUUGAGGGAAACCAGACCCACACUACGACCCUGACGGAGCUGAGGAAGUUCACCAAGUACAGCGUGCAGGUGCUGGGUCGCACCCGCCUGGGCGACGGUGCUCUCAGCGUACCGCCCGUCACCGUGCGCACCUUCGACGACGUUCCCGGCGUGCCGUCCAACGUGAGCUUCCCGGACGUCAGUUACACGUUUGCCCGCGUCAUCUGGGACCUGCCGGCCGAGCCCAACGGAGUGCUGCUGGCCUACAAGGUUACCUACCACCCGGCCGACAGCACCAACAUCAACAUCACCCACGAGCUCGCUCCGGAGGACCGCACCUACAAGGCGACGGGUCUCCAGCCGGAGCAGUCCUAUAUGUUCCUCAUCUCGGCGCGCACCCGGCUCGGCUGGGGCCAGGUGGCGCGCGCACUCGUCUACACCACCAGCAACCGGGAGGCGCCGCAGCCGCCGUCGGCCCCGCAGGUGUCGCAGAGCCAGGUGCUCAGCGACCGGAUCACCUUCUCCUGGACCCCCGGCCGCGACGGCUUCGCCCCGCUCAGGUACUACACGGUGCAGACGGAGGAGGAGGGGGGCAGCUGGCAGACGCACCCGCUGCGGGUGGACCCGAUGGUGACUGCCUACACCGUCCUCAACCUGAAGCCGUUCACCACCUACCGGUUUCGGAUCCAAGCGACCAAUGACAAGGGUCCGAGCGGCUGGAGCGACCCCAGCGACUCCGUCAAAACACACCCGGCCGCGCCGCGCGCGGCGGUGACCGACGUCAAGGUCAUCCCGAUCACCACGACAUCUGUGCGCGUGGAGUGGCGGCCGGUGGCGCCCAACGCGUGGAGCGGUGACGCCGUCACCGGCGGGUACCGGGUGGAGUACCGUCCCCUCACUGACUUCCCGUCACCGAUGCUCGGCGCCCUGGAGAGCAGCGUCAUGGAUGUGCAGGCGCGCGCCCUGGUACUGGAGGAUCUGGUGCGGGACAGAAACUACGAGGUGGUGGUGGUGGCAUUCAACUCGCAAGGCGACGGUGCACCAACGCGACCCGUGCAG
Pollicipes pollicipes is the source of this 4029-nucleotide messenger RNA. RefSeq names its product sidekick cell adhesion molecule (gene sdk). Lineage: Eukaryota; Metazoa; Arthropoda; Thecostraca; Pollicipedomorpha; Pollicipedidae. Gene Ontology annotation, molecular function: protein binding. The record is from RefSeq and is a predicted model, not a curated record. Gene Ontology annotation, biological process: cell-cell adhesion.